CAUAAAAUCGUAAUCACCACAUACUUCUUCUCACUUGUCGUCUGCGAAGGCUGUGAGAGGACAAUAUAACCGACGGUGUAUUCACUCUGACCCUGUAUACUGUCAUUCAAAUACGGUAGUAUAUUUUUUUAAGAUGGUGAUUCUUGAAUGCCUUGAAUGCAACGCAGUUUAUUAUAAGUACAACAGACAUGAUUGUUGACGUACGCAGUCAUUUUUAGUUGGUUACAAUAGGCGAUGACUGCAAGGAUCUGUUGUCAAAUUCCCGCCAGAAAAUAUAAUUUUCUGCUACAAAUCCAACCUAGAAGCUAGCUGGCGUUGCUGUCACCAAACAAACCACAACAAGUACACUGUGCAACGAAAAACACGGCCAUGGCUCGCGGUCUUUGUUUCAGAUUUAUAUGUUCUAGAUUCCGAUCUAGGAAGAUUAUAUAUUUUAUAUCUGUAAUCAUAGCGACAAUUUAUAUGAUCAGUGAUCUUUCCUACAUUCAUCAGAAUGUCGAAACAAUAAGCCUUUCUCAACCCAAUGAAGGCAGUGUACUUCACAAAACAAGCCGAGAAAAUUUUACGACGAAAGAAUUACGUUAUCCACACGUAACGAACAAGAGUACUACUGUGACAGAAGGAAUUCACGUCGAUUGGAGAAUUGGAGUCGAAAAGAAAUUCCCCUGGGUCAUCCGUCAGAAGUAUUUAGUAAAUUACUAUAUAUACAUUGCAAGAACGUUGAACGCCGAACAUGAAAGAUACAAGUCUGCGUCGUUAGUAUUUUUGCAUCACAACAAGGCUGCCGGCACCACUGUUAAAACCUGUCUUUCAGUUUUGGCCAGUGCGGAGACUCUACGCGUCGGACCAGUUAUGGCAAGCCAGACCCGUGUUAGUUUCCACACGUCGGAAGUACGCCGAAACCGCUACGCUAACUCCAGGAUAUUUAUGGGUGGUUACUCAUUUGGUGUUUGCGAUGAACUCAAUCUCACAGACAGGUCAUGUUCAUAUUUCACGUUUUUGCGUGACCCUUACGAACGCAUCAUCUCAUCAUACGAGUAUUGCAAAAGGGCGCGAUCCGAUCAGCUCUGUUCCGCACUGAACGCUAACGAGGUAACACUAAAACAAUGGGCUAAACAUCAGGGGAAUUUUUUCUUUCGGCAAUUAUUAUUUGAACCAGGGUUUUGUCAGAGACACUACGACAGUUUUAUUGAUAUCGACUCUGAACUGCACGACGAUAAAUGGUCUAGUCGAAAUAAGGGUUCACUUUCUUGUUGGUUUCGAGAGAAGCUAAUCUUGCAAAACUUGACCACUAUCACAGAUCGCAAGCUUCUCCUCUGGUACGCACUGGACAAACUAACAAGUUGGUUCGCUGUUAUAGGCUUGGCGGAAGAAUACGAACUGUCUAUGCAACUGUUAGAAGGCGCGUACGGACUACCUUUCAAUAAAAUGUGCGGACGAAUGAAGCGUAAUUAUAACUUAUACCAGCAGUCAAAUGAAACUGAUAGUACGAAAACACAAACUGUAAUGGAAAUGAAAAAUGAACUAAUGGCCGACAAUGACGUCAAGGAGACGUUAUAUUACGAUUUACAGAUAUAUGAAAAAGCUAAAGACAUAUUCCGACAACAAAAAGAAUCUUACUUCGAAUUGCACGGUGAACAUAAUCGACAAUAAUAUAUUUACAUGCCUUGCAGUUCACAAGUUAA
Messenger RNA from Saccoglossus kowalevskii, 1685 nucleotides. RefSeq lists its product as uncharacterized. The record is from RefSeq and is a predicted model, not a curated record. NCBI's taxonomy places the organism in Eukaryota, Metazoa, Hemichordata, Enteropneusta, Harrimaniidae. Gene Ontology annotation, molecular function: sulfotransferase activity. Gene Ontology annotation, cellular component: membrane.